CCAAUAGCGCAAGACAAUGAAGGACAAAACUUGCAAUGGCCAUCUUGUAGAAACAGUACAAUAGCUUUUGUAUUUGUAAUCUUUGUUCCUCAGAAUCCGUGUCUUUGAACAUUUGAACAUGAUGUUUGUUCUUGUUGUGAGCCUUGUUGUUUUGCAAGGCUUUGUGAUACCAACCUGCUAUUGUGAGAACAAUAAUCCUCAGAAUAUUGAAACAUUUUAUCCAAUCCAAACUUCAGAACCACCCCUCCCAAUCCAACCUUCUCAGCCACAGGCAUCACCACCAUCAUCUGCAACAAAAGCCUCUUCAUCAAACAGUAAGGUGGGAACAGCAGUGGCUGCCACUGCAGCAAGCACUCUUGUUGUUUCUGGUUUGGUUUUCUUCUUGGUUAGAAGGUGCUUCAGAACAAGGAAGAGAAAGGAGGCAACAAAGAACACUGCUUCUGCUGUAGAAAGGCAUCAUGUUGCACCUCAGGUGGAGGUGUUUCAGAGAAUGGAAGGAAACGUGAAGGGACUGAUCGUUGAUGAGGAUGGUUUGGAUGUGGUUUAUUGGAGAAAACUUGAAGGUAAGAAGAUACCACAAAAGGAUUUCCAAAGGGAGGUGUUGGAUGGUCACAAAGGUAAAGAAGAUGAUGAUCAUGAGGGAAAUCCAGGGAAGAGAAAUGAAUCCAUUCAAGAAACUCCUCUUCUUAGAGACAAAUCUUCAACUUCUCACAUGAACAUAUUUCUUCCAGAAGAGUCCUACACAAUCAUGAGAAUUCCACCUCCUGCUCCUCCUCCCACUGUUCCUUCAUCACUUGGAGGCUCUCCUACACAACCAUCUUCUCCUUCCUUUACCCCUUCAUCACCAAAACCAAUCUCCACUUUUUUCUCAUCAAUUCCAAACAUUACAAAUUCUGCAACACCAUUGGCCCCUCCAAAAGUACCUGAUAAAAAUAAUGAAGCUCCAAUACCAGCACCAGCACCUCCUCCUCCUCCUCCAAUUCCAAAAAACAUGAACUCUGCUGUAGCAGCUCCUCCUCCUCCACCUCCUCCUCCAAUCCCUCCUAGAAAGAGUCCAGCACCACCACCUCCUCCGCCAAAGGCAAAUGGUUUGAAGUCUUCAUCAAAACCGCCACCGAAUCCUAUUGAAAGAACAACAGGUACCACAAGUAAGCAAGGAGAAACUUCUCCAGAGGUGAAACUUAAGCCAUUACAUUGGGAUAAGGUGAAUACCAACCUUGAUCACUCUAUGGUGUGGGACAAAAUGGACCGUGGUUCUUUCAGGGUUGAUGAUGAUCUUAUGGAAGCUCUCUUCGGGGUAGUCGCCACCAACCGGAAUGAUAAUGCCCCCAAAGAAAAUAACUCAACGAGUUCUAGCAAGGAUGCUUUGGCUCCAUCCUCAAAUGCCUUCCUUCUUGACCCAAGAAAAUCACAAAACAUUGCAAUUGUUUUGAAAUCUCUGACAGUUUCUCGUAAAGAGAUUAUCGAAGCACUCAUUGAUGGUCAAGGCCUUAAUAUAGAAACCAUUGAAAAGCUUGGUAGAGUAGCCCCAACAGAAGAAGAGCAAUCACUUGUACUUGCCUAUGAAGGAGACCCUUCAAAACUUGCUGAAGCCGAAACUUUCCUACGUCACAUCCUCAAAGCUGUUCCUUCAGCUUUUAAGCGAUUGAAUGCCUUGCUAUUCAGGUUGAAUUAUGACUCCGAGAUUCUAGAAAUCAAGGAGUUUCUGCAGAACCUUGAGAUGGGGUGCAAGGAGCUUCGAAACCACGGAAUCUUUGUGAAACUUCUUGAAGCAGUGCUUAAGGCUGGAAAUCGCAUGAAUGCAGGAACUCAGAGGGGUAAUGCUCAAGCUUUCAACAUGGCUUCUCUAAGAAAGCUCUCCGAUGUCAAGAGCACUGAUGGAAAAACCACAUUGCUUCACUUUGUGGUUGAAGAAGUUGUUCGUUCUGAAGGAAAACGUGCUGUUCUCAACCGCAGCCACAGUUUGAGUCGUAGUAGCAGCAGGAACAGUAACUACAGUGAUGACUCUCAAAACUCUUCUGCUUCAAAUGAACAAAGACAGAAGGAAUACAUAACACUAGGAUUGCCAGUUGUGGGAGGGAUCAGUUCUGAGUUUUCCAACGUGAAGAAAGCUGCCGUUACAGAUUACAACGCUUUUGUUGGUUCAAUCUCAGCACUCUCGGCCAGGAUUGUUCAGAUUAGAGAACUUGUUUCCCAGUGUGGAAAUGACAAGGGAGGGAACUUUGUGAGAGAAAUGAACCGUUUUCUUGAAAAUGCUGAGGAAGAAUUGAGAUUAGUGAGGGAAGAGCAAACAAGGGUGAUGCAAAUUGUGAAAAAAACAACAGAUUAUUAUCAAGGAGGAGCUUCAAAAGAUAGUGCAGAACACCCUCUUUAUCUAUUCGUCAUAGUUAAAGAUUUUCUGGGAAUGGUUGAUCAAGCAUGCAUUGAGAUUGCUCGUAACAUGCAGAAGAGGAAGACGCCUAAGGUAAAUUAAGUCUAACACUGUAAUAGUCUGCACAGGAACCAGCACAAAGGACUUUGGAGGUUUAACAUUGCAUGUCAUCGAAAUCUAGGAUUUGCGAACACAUGCAACCUGAUCUUUGGGACCAUUUACAUAAUGGAGCUGAAGUGCUAAAACCCAGUUCAAAAUGAUAACAUCACUCCCAGUUUGUGGCGGAGGAUCUUGUGUUGCAAAGUGCUAACCAAUGGAGGUUUGAAAAUACUAUGAGGGCAUUGUUAGAGCCAGUUUGUCUGUCAAAUUCAGAAGCUAAAACAUUCUUGUAGUGUUAACAAUUUUCCAAAUUUUAACCGUGUCACUUGUACAGAGAACUAUUGUUCUUGAGCAUUUUAAGUCUCAUGUAUAUACACAGAUCUUGGAUUCUUUUUGUUAUCAUCCAGAAGUUCAUAACGUGCUCCGUUUCUUCUCA
Molecule: messenger RNA, 2906 nt
Organism: Vigna unguiculata (cowpea)
Lineage: Eukaryota; Viridiplantae; Streptophyta; Magnoliopsida; Fabales; Fabaceae
Product: formin-like protein 4
Biological process (GO): actin cytoskeleton organization; actin nucleation
Molecular function (GO): actin filament binding
Source: RefSeq, a predicted model, not a curated record